AACUGUUAUGGCGGAUGGGAGUUUCAAGAAGUAAACUUAAAAUUUUGAGGAACAUGGCGUGGAGAUCACACGGGGAAAGUAACAGUGACCUGCUCGAUCAGCUCAAAAGUACGGAGAUAUAUGAUUUAUUUUGCUUGGUGUUGAAUUUAACUUUUUUUCUUCCCUUGAUUUUAGUCCAUGAAGUGUUGAAAAGCAAAAGGGUCGAAGAGGCUCUGAGACGAGUUGACAGGAAACAUUAUUGUCGAAAUCGAGCAUUUGAAGAUUCUCCACAACCAAUAGGUUAUCAAGCAACAAUUAGUGCACCACACAUGCAUGUGUAUGCACUACAACAACUUGAGGGUCAUCUCAAAGAGGGUGCUUGUGCUUUAGAUGUUGGUUCAGGGAGUGGCUAUCUCACAGCUGCUAUGGCUUAUAUGGUUGGAGAAAGUGGAAAGGUUUAUGGAAUUGAUCAUAUUGAUCAGCUUGUCAAAGAUUCUAUGGCUAAUAUUAAAAGAGGGAAUCCUGAACUUCUUGAAAAGGGCAGAGUCAAAAUUGUCUCUGGUGAUGGGCGCAAAGGUUAUGAACCUGGGCAACCCUACGAUGCAAUACAUGUGGGAGCAGCUGCAGCAGAAUUACCAUCUGCUCUUCUAGAGCAGCUUAAACCAGGAGGUCGUCUUAUUUGUCCUGUGGGAGCAGAAGGGCGGAAUCAGGUUCUUGAACAGCAUGAUAAACUUGAGGAUGGCCAAAUUAUGAAGAAGAAUCUGAUGGGUGUCAUCUAUGUCCCACUCUGUGAUAAAAAACACCAGUGGCCAGGUUGUAAGUUGUCUUAAAAUUUUAUGGCUGUUUCUUAAACUAUUUGAUUUUUGUUCAAAGUGGAUUGAAUAUGUCCUUUUGUGUGUAUGUGUUCCAAUGGACCUACAAUCUUAAGAUAAAUUGAAAGAAAUUACUGUUUUCAGUCACUGAGUUGAAGGGGAGUCAGCUGGCAUAGAUUUGCGAACUGCGUAUGCAUUUUGACAUCCUUGAUAGAAAACUAGUGACUUCUGGCUGAAAGGGCCUUAGCCUGUGUUGGUUUGUCAAUCAAAUAUGAAAGUGUAUACAGGCAACACUGGGUUACAUGAGAGCUGUUUAUUCCAGCACAGUUUAUUAUGAUCUCUCAAUUUGCUCUUCUCUUUUUCUAU
Molecule: messenger RNA, 1157 nt
Organism: Pocillopora damicornis (cauliflower coral)
Lineage: Eukaryota; Metazoa; Cnidaria; Anthozoa; Scleractinia; Pocilloporidae
Product: protein-L-isoaspartate(D-aspartate) O-methyltransferase
Biological process (GO): protein modification process
Cellular component (GO): cytoplasm
Molecular function (GO): protein-L-isoaspartate (D-aspartate) O-methyltransferase activity
Source: RefSeq, a predicted model, not a curated record